UUGUUUUGGAUUUGCUUCGUUUCCGAUUUCAAUUUCUUUCACUCUUCUUUUCCAUCUCUCCAACGAAGGCCAUCAUCAGCAACAACACCAACAACAACAACUGAGAGAAAUGUACCACCAACGAACUCAAACUAACAGCAACCACCACCAACAACAACAACAACCAACUCACCCAUUCCAACUAGCACAGCAACAACACUACCACCAACACUUUCAUCAUCCCCAACACCACCAACACCAACAGCAGCAACACCAACAGCAGUAUCAGCAUCAGCAACACCACCAGCAACAUCCACUCAACAGACACCCUCCCCAUAACCCACUCCUGCUCCCAUUCCUCAACCAGCAACAGCCGAUCCACCCUCAACACGCUUUCAAAGCACCUUUUACUACCAACCCACUCCUACUAAGACACCCACCCCCACUCAAUCUAAACCAUCACCUACCAAACCAACUCUUCAACCAUCCACCUCACCCUCACCCUCACCCUCAUCCACACCCUCAUCCACACCCUCAUCCUCAUAACAUCCAAGCUGGCUUCAGACCAAGACCAUUCCUAGCCUCACCCACCACCCCAAGCCCACUUCCAUCCAAACUCAGACCACCACUCAAAUCAUCCCCACAAGCCAUCCAAUCACCAUCCCAACUAUCCUCAUCCAGCUCCUCAUUCCCUCAACGAACCAUCGGAUCACAACACCAACAGCAGUCAACCUCCCCGAGGAAGAAGUUCAAGGUCAGAGUACCACUAGAACAUACUCCAGACUAUCAACUGCCUCAGGACGAAUCUCGAACCAGAUCUCGCUGGACUAGAACCCCACUCAAACUAUCAACCAUCCAACUCUGCUCAGAUCUUGUAUCAGCUCAUCCAACUCAAGCUUACACCACCAAGCAAGAGUACUCUGAUAAACCAUCAAACAAUCAAUUACCCGAUUCAAUCGAUGUUUAUUUACCCGGAAGAGAGGUAUGGGAUGAGUUUCGGAUCGAGAUCCUGUCUGACAAACUCACCGAGCUUGGUUAUCCAACCAAGAUCAAACCAAACAUUCCUUCGAACCUUGAAGAGGAUGAUGAGGAGGGAGAGGAAGAACGAGACUGGCUCCAACGUCUCGAUCUUCGUCAACGUCUACAAGCAUUCCUUGAAGAAAAUUCUCAGUCCACCCUUCAUAUCCCUUCGAUCGCUGGAGUCUUUCCAUUCCCAACUAUCCUCGAACCUGCAGUCCUCUCACCAAACCCUUCAGCCUCCUCUCCCCCAUCGCCUGCACUCAAGCCGCUAACUCCCAACGAGAUUAUACCCAACGAUCUCUCGAGCCCUAGCUCGAUUGCUCCUCUCAUCACUCAUCCUCAAACUUCUCUCUUGACUAAUCCAAGCUCAACUCCACCCGUCUUGCCCUCUCUCAAACCGACCGCUGCUGAAUUCAAACCCACUCUUCCAUCCACUCACCCCUUUUCUUCGAUCUGGGGUCCACCCCUACCCGCCUCUCAGAUCCCACCAGCUCCCUCCCUCUUCCAGCCUGCCCACUUGGUCAAUCCUCCCAAUCCUCCGAUGGCCCCAGCAAGCCCCACCUUGAACGUCGACGGGCAGGAGUGUGAAGAUGAGUUGGUAACAGACAGCGAUCCUGAUCACCAGGAGACUCAAUCCCAUCCCGACUUGGAUCAAACUCACAGCGACUUAGAGCUUUCAAGCUUGGGUGAUCGUCAGUUGGAUGCACAGGAAGAAGAUGACGAUAUCCCAUUGGCCAAGCUUCAACACAGUUUACAACGACAUUUAAUCAAUCCUACUCAACAGACACUGCCAAGAUGCUUUGUCUCUGCUAGCAAUACCGAUCAUGGGGAAUCGGCCUACGAUGGAGAUUCUGAUCGACGCAGUGAUUGUACGAACCCAAGCGACGAGGAUGAGGGACAUAACCAGCAACGACAUGAUACGUUGGCAUUAGCCGGUCGCUCUCAACCGGAUCGGAUCAGCAGCCAGUCAUCUUCACUCUCAACCCCUCACACUCGACUCGGCCGUUCUCACACGUUUGGUUUCAGUCGUCUCAGUAGCACUCGAAAGAGUAUGUCUGCUGGUGAGGGUCAUCCUCAUAAUUGGAUCAACGGAUUCGAGGACGAGGAGGAAGACAUCGUCUCGAAUCCAAGUGACGAGGAAGAGGCGGAGCUUCAUCAACUCCAACGGACUAUCAUUCAGCCCUCCGUUCGCGAACUCGCUAGCCCCGUCAAUCAAUCCGUCGCUGGUUCCAACUUCAAGAACAGCACACCCACCAGCCGAUUCUUAUUGAGCACCAGCACCAGUCCUGAUCAAGCCACCAAUCUGGCUAUCACUGUUGGUCGGGCCACUGGCAGUGUGAUGUCUGUUGGUCUCUUCGAAUCCUCCUCAUCCACCAGUCAUUCAAUCUCCAAGGGAGGAAGUAACAGCGGUUUGAAUGCUUUCGCGGCCGAGUUCAAGCCCAAUUUUGGAUCAUCAACCCCACUCAAUCGCAACCCAUCUAUCACACUCUCCAACCAUCUUGAAAACUCCGGGCCAAGCAAACUCCAGAAAGAACUUGAAACUACCCACGCUUCUCCUCCUGUCAAAGAUACAGCAUCGAACGUCACCGAACCAAGUCCAGUAGUCAUUGCAAGUGCAGCAUCUGAAGGGAUGCCCUCGGUCAUUCUCUUCGAGCAGCCUGUAUCGUCUGCCCCAUUCCAAGUCUCGAACUCAUUGGCAAGUCUUCCAAUGGUCAAGGAAAUCGAUCCAGCUCCAACAGCUCCUCAUACUCUAAAGAUCACCAAUCAACCAGCCGAACAGCCAGGGAAAGACAACAUGCGUACUUUCAAAUUUCCAGCCACUCCGACAUCUCGAAUGGUACUCUAUCAAGCUCAAAUGUCUGGUUCGACUUCCUCCUCUGCUGCCGUACCACCCAGCCUCGCAACCGCCCAGGCUGCCAACCGUCAGCAGCCACCGGAUUCUUUGGCCCCGGGAGCCACGCCUCAUGAUGCACCUAAUAGCUCAGAUCCAACAGGAUAUUCCACUAUAUAUCCUCGAAAAAUCCAUCCAAAUCUGGUGAUCAAUUUGCCUGUUAGCCCAGCCCCUAGCGGAUCUGGCGAAUCUGGCAAUUCGAUCGCACUCCGUCAACGAUCAUCUUUUGAUGAUGACUCUGGAUCCGAACUUUCUCCUUCGGCUACUCGUACCAUGAUCGAUGAAAACCCUGGAUCUUCUACCUUUUACGAGCUGAUUCCUACCCAGCCUCGAUCGAAGUCUCCGGGUCGAAGAGGAGAAGAUCACGAUGAUGAUGAUGAGGAGGAGGAGGAGGACGAAGAAGUUGAACGACGAUCACUCAACUCGCUCGUGUCAUUAAGACAGCUCCAAGAGCAGAAAAAACAAUGGGAACAAUUGUCAUCCACGGAGGUUAGUCAGAGCGGCAAUAGCGAUCAUUCUGAAGAUAAUGAUGAUGAUGAUGAAGAAGAAGAGGAAGAAGAGGAAGAAGAUAGAGACUCAUUCAGAUCCAAUCGAGACAAUCCAUCGACCGAGUCGAUCCGAGUCUUGUUGGACGUUGAUUGUUCCCGCAAGAGGGGGAGUAAACCACCUCAAGUGAACGUACCACCCGGUUCACCAUUCUCACCAUUUGAAGGAUCAUUUGAAGAAGAGCCACCUACCUUGAGACUCCCUCCGCCAAGCCCUCACGUCAUCCUACCUCCCUCCCUUCCGCGACUCUUGGCACUUAAACCCAGCCGGAACAAUCUCGCUCACAGCUUCAAAACCAGCGCUACCAGUCCCCAGGCUUCUUCUCGGAUGAGGCAGGAUGAGGAACUCGAGGGCGUGCCUGAAAUCUCAAUCCGAAGUCGUCACCUCACCCUCUCCCCCAGCCCUCGUUCCCCCUCCACUCGCUGGUUUGCCACAUCGCAGGAUGGGGAAAGUUCGGCCAAGAUCAAACCGGAAAUCUCUGCAGCCGGAGACGAAACCCUAUGUAGUUCUAAGAAGUUAUACCAAGACGACGACGACGAUGAUGAUCAAGAUUCUAGCAGCGGAGAUUCAUCGUCCAAUUCCUCAUUCAUAGUUGAAAGCGAUACGAGGCGAUAUCCAGUCGACGAAGAUGAUCAGAUGAAAUCGAGCCAUGUGAACAAUCAUCAUCGGCAACUGUUCAUGUCCGAUCUCGAAAGAUUAUUAACUCGGAAACUGAAAGGGUUGAGACAAGACCUUGGAGAGUUGCAUAGCUUGAAGGUGGACUGGGAUUCGUUGAAAAGAGAUGCUAUCCUCGAAGAGAUCAAUGUCCGCAUGGACAACAUCCUCAACAGUUGGCUCGGUGGGUCGGGCAAGGAGAAGAUGGGAGGCUCCAUCCUUUCCGACCAGAAAACCGAUCUCAUGGUUGCCGCGAUCGAUCGAUGGGGUUCACAGACUGAGGAGAAAUUGAUUUCCGCAAUCAAAAACAUCCCCUCUCCCGGCGCCCCGGGGAAUCCACCAACCGACUCUGAAGCGACUCGAAGAAUUGAAUCAGCGCUCGAGCUGCUCAAUUCGCGAUUAUCAAUGCCUUCUUUUGGAUUAGAUCUGGACGAACUGACGGGUAGACUAUCUGAGGCUGUCAAGCCACAAAUUGGCCAACUGAUCGACCUCACAUCCGACAAAUCCGAAACAGCUGAACUGAUAUUCAAGCAGCUCAAGCCAUGUUUUGCUCAACUCAAUAGCGAAUUGGGAACGAUGAUCAAAUCAUUUUCCGUCGAGAUGGCCGAUCAUCAGACUGAGAAGGCAGGGGAGGUUCCUGAAUUUUGGAAAGGUUUGGAGGAGCGACUGAUGGGUACCCAAGUCGAGACACAACGAAAACUGUUGGAGGAGCUUGAGAAGCAGUCCACCCAAGAUAAUCUACAAGAACUCAAGAGGUGCACGGAUGAGACGCUUGAAUCGGUGCAUGACUUGGAAGCUAAGAGCUCGAAGAUCUACGAGGACCUUAGUACUCAGAUCGAUCGAGUCGGACAAGAAAUUAGUGGAGACUUGAAGGCGGAGAUCGAGAAGAUGCUUGCGCGACGGACGGAAACGGAUCACUUGAUUGAACAGCUCCGAGCCAAGAAUACUGAACUAGAGUCAAGCGUGAUUAAGGCCCGGGCCGAGUACGGCAAAAUCCGCUCCGAGAGGGCCGUUGAACGGGAGCGCCAACAGGAAGACUAUGCCCGCUUGGCCGCCGAAAAGGAUCGCUUGAAAGACUCCUCUAACACCCUUCGUGCUCAGCUUGAAAGCCUUGGUCGUGAGAAAACUGAAAUCGAGGAUCAGAAAUCUUCCCUCGCCGCCAAUCUUGAUCAGUCAAAACUUCUUGUCGAUCAGUUGAAGGCUAGUUUAGAUAGUCACAAAACUCGAGAAUCACAAUGGGAAAUCGAGAAAGCAGAACAGAAGGAGAAGAUGAGUAAUUUGGAAAUGACAAACCGAUUACAUGAAUCUGAGAUCUCGACGAUGAAGAGAGAGAUGGAGAUGAAGGAAAGGUUUUACGAAAGUCACUCGGCCUCGAGUGCGCGAGAGAUCAAGAGUAUGAAGGAGAGAGAAAGCGAGAUGGCUGCGCAGAUCAAAGGCUUGAUCGAGGAUAAGAUCCCCUUGAUCAAGAACUUCGAUCAGGAGAUUCGUGAUCUUAUCCGACUCAAGUCUGAGGCUGAUGGCGAAAUCCGUACACUGAAGAAGCGAAUCAGUGAUCAGGAUGAGCAAAUUGGAAACUUGCAUCAAAGUUCGGCUUCCAAACAACAAGCAUUAGCGAUGGCCAACCAAAAGCUAUCAGAAUUAGAGAGACGCGGGAAGCAAGAGAGUGAAGGGGUCAAAGCAGAGUUAGAGAAGAUGAAGGGCGAGCUAAGUCGAGUGAGUGCUGAAUCGGAAGCCAAGCAGCAGACGAUGGAGGAAGAAAAGAAGAGCUUGGAGGGGGAGAUGGAGCGGAUGCGGACGGAGGCCGGGAUGGUGAAGGAAGAAGUCGAGGCGGUCUAUCAGACGAUCUCGGUCGAGUUGAAGGACUCUCUCCAGCGCCAGAGCGAGCUCGAGGCUGAGCUGGCUGCCUCGAAGGACGUCACCCAGCUGCUCAAGAACCAGCUCGCCGACCUCCGGGCCCACCAUCUCGAGAAACAGGAGCGCGUCAAUCUCCAGUCGAAUAUGAAUGCUGGCCAGAACGGACUGAUGGUCUUCAACAACAACCAUCAACCGCACUGGAAAGCUGCUGAUAACAAUCACCAAGACCUCCAGCGUUACCGGCCUCCAUCAUCAUCGACAGAGGAAGCAGAGGAGGAGGGACUUGACACACAGGACUCGUCGGACGAGAUGAUCAACUUCGUCAGCUCGACGAUCCCUCUGACUCAAUCCAUACAUGCUCCCCAACCCACGAGUACCGGCCAACAUCCCAAAUUCAUCCACUCUACUCCUGCCGAUAAUUUGGCCAGGUCGAGUAGUCGCCUGAGCACGGGCACUGUCACUAGCUUCAACCACCAUCAUCCUUCCGCCAUCUCACUCCAUCAUCCUCACCAUCACCAUCCUUCUUCUUCUUCUUCUGCUCAUCAGGCCAACCUUCAUCACCUUGGUGAUCUAGGUAGGUCGGUCAGUCCGACUCCUAGUCGUGCGUCUGUCAUCAGUAGAGUCACGAUGACUAUGGAUCAAGAUGGUUGGUGGUCGAGUCAGGACUAUUAAUCGUUCCUGAUCUUUUUUUGUAUAUACACUUUUCUUUCCCAUCCCCCCCCCCCUCUUUGCUUAGUUUUGGGCUGUUUCAUCUUUCCUUUUUUUAUGUGUUUCUGGGGGGGGGGGCGUGGAUACGAGGGUCUCCAUUCAUUUUCUUUCUUACACUUAGAGCGAGAAUAAACUUGAUUAACGAUUUCACAUGUAUGUAUGUCUGUAUGAUCUUGCUCCACAUAACUCGUCGACCUACACUCACAUGCUACAUGAGAUAUACCCUUUGCCUACGUUGCUCCAGUUGAUAAUAUGUUUGUAAUUAAUUGCUUCACAUACUCUGAUCAACAUCCCCUUACUUAUCUUGAUUUGCUCGAUUUGACUAGCUGUUAGUGUUGUGAUGUUGAUGAUUAGUAGGAGUACUUGUCCACCCUUGUCUAGAACUAUUAGUUCUUCCUUACUUCGGCUCGUCCUUCUUCCUUUCUUUAUCUUUCUUUUUUUUUGUUCGGGCGAAUGGGCCCAUUCUUAGACAUUCUUUAGUGGUUUCCUCUCGUGUUUGUUAUAAUUUUAAAUCUCCACUCUCAUUUGUCACACACACACACACACAUUUCCUCUUUUUUUUGCGAAAUGAAUUACGGGUGUUCCCAUUGGUUACGUCUACUCUUAUGAUUUGUUUUUUUUUUGGUGUUCAAUGAUAUGCUGGGCAUGUGAUUCAUAGACGUUCUCUUUUAAUGUUUUACAUAUGUAUGUAUGUGUGGAUGUAAAUAAUCAAUCAAGAAAUCAUGUUUUCUGAUCAUUGUUUGAUUCAAGUUUUAAGGCCUGCUCUGAUAUAUAUUAGGCGUAAUAAUGACCAAUUAAUCAGACAAGAAGAAUAAAAAACAAAAUUAAGCAUUAUAAUCUGAGGGACAACGGAGACCCCCCCCCCC
Molecule: messenger RNA, 7518 nt
Organism: Puccinia graminis f. sp. tritici CRL 75-36-700-3
Lineage: Eukaryota; Fungi; Basidiomycota; Pucciniomycetes; Pucciniales; Pucciniaceae
Exons: 8
Coding region: 110-6616 (2168 amino acids)
Source: RefSeq, a predicted model, not a curated record